GGUUGUUGUGUGUUAGCAAGUGGCAACAAGAACACUAACCAUGGGAUUUAGGGAGAACGCCGAGGCUGCAGCAGGUGCGUCUCAACAGUUGGGAUACGCAUAACAUCCAAGGCAACUGGCAGAGCAUGGAAUGGAUUUUCUUAACGGCAGCAGUGCUGGGUUGAGGUCGGAGAUGCAGGAGAAACUUACAGAGGAAGGUUCCGGAUUCUAUCCUGUUUCUGCGUUGAACUUCUCUUUCAUGCUUAAUGAAACGAACCAGUCCUUUGAUUUCCUGGGGGAUGGAUCCGCCGUCCUGAGAAUAAUCAUCUCUGUGAUUUACUCUGUGGUCUGUGCUUUGGGGUUGAUAGGAAACGUCCUUGUCUUAUACCUAAUGAAGUCUAAACAAGUAUGGAAAAAAUCGUCUAUUAACCUUUUCGUGACGAGUUUAGCAGUGACUGAUUUCCAGUUUGUAUUAACUCUUCCCUUUUGGGCAAUAGAGAACGCGUUGGACUUCACUUGGCUUUUUGGAAAAGCCAUGUGCAAGAUAGUGUCUUACGUGACAGCGAUGAAUAUGUACGCAAGUGUGUUUUUCCUGACUGCUAUGAGUGUGGCACGGUACUGGUCCGUUGCUUCUGCGCUCAAUAGCAGGCGGCGCCGUCCGCGCUGCUGCUCCGCAGGCUUUAUGAGCAUUGUCAUAUGGGUUGCUGCUAUAUUCGCAGCUUUGCCCCAUGCGGUGUUUUCCACAACGGCGACCGUCUCCAACGAGGAACUGUGUCUUGUUAAAUUUCCAGACACUGUCGACGCACAAUUCUGGCUUGGACUUUACCAUAGCCAAAAAGUACUGAUCGGGUUUCUAAUCCCGCUGGGGAUCAUCUCCGUCUGCUACCUGCUCCUUCUGCGCUUCAUCACAUCCAAGAACGUGAACACCUCCACCGCAAAAAGACGCUCCAAAGUGACUAAAUCAGUGACUAUAGUGGUCCUGUCAUUUUUCCUCUGUUGGUUGCCGAACCAGGCACUAACGGCUUGGGGGAUUCUUAUAAAACACAACGUUUUGCAUUUCAGUUGGGCAUAUUACACCACGCAGGCAUAUGUAUUCCCAGUGUCUGUCUGUUUGGCGCACUCCAACAGCUGUCUAAACCCCAUAUUGUAUUGUCUAAUGAGAAGAGAGUUCAGAAAGGCUUUGAAAAAACUUUUUUGGCAAAUAACGUCUCCAUCGGUGACCAACAUGAGACCGUUUACGGCAAUGACCAAGCCGGAACAGGACGACCCCGGCCAUGCGAUGGUUCCGUUAGCCCUCUGUCCGGCAGAGCCAGCCUUGGUUUUCUAUCCACCUGGUGUUGUUAUUUACAAUGGGAGAAACGAUAUGCUCCCGAAUAGUACGUAGCCUGUCCUAAUACAUUUGCCAAGCUGUCUAUGGUGCCAAGUCGAUUUAAAAGUAAUGAAUUAUUUGAAUGCAUGUAUUGUUGUGUUGAUCGAUUUAUUUAUUCAAUGUAUAUUUAUAGAUGUAUUUAUUCAUUUCUAUCACCACUAUUUUGUCAAUUUUACGCAUUAAACAGAAGUGGCAUGCUCUCAACUGAUUGAAGCAAAAACUGAAUAAAGGAAUUUCCCUGUUCAAAAUGUAUUUAGAUGCAAAUCAUUAAUGUAUAAAAGCAGCCAGCUGGUUAAUCUGUAAAUUGUAGGCUUUAAUGUAUAUGUGUGACACAUCAAAAUAAAGACCAGGAUAAUCUUAAC
Molecule: messenger RNA, 1710 nt
Organism: Salvelinus sp. IW2-2015
Lineage: Eukaryota; Metazoa; Chordata; Actinopteri; Salmoniformes; Salmonidae
Product: relaxin-3 receptor 1-like
Biological process (GO): calcium-mediated signaling; positive regulation of cytosolic calcium ion concentration; immune response
Cellular component (GO): external side of plasma membrane; membrane
Molecular function (GO): C-C chemokine binding; C-C chemokine receptor activity
Source: RefSeq, a predicted model, not a curated record